Messenger RNA from Microplitis demolitor, 3351 nucleotides. Its product is annotated as trehalase. Gene Ontology annotation, biological process: trehalose catabolic process. Gene Ontology annotation, molecular function: alpha,alpha-trehalase activity. Bases 276 to 1964 code for a protein of 562 amino acids. Lineage: Eukaryota; Metazoa; Arthropoda; Insecta; Hymenoptera; Braconidae. The record is from RefSeq and is a predicted model, not a curated record. The transcript is spliced from 10 exons.
AAACUACGACAAGUUUAACGUUUUCGGGUCAUUCGGUUGAGUGGUCGGCUCUCAGCUGCCACUUUUAAAUUCCAUCGAAAAAAAAUACUUUCAUCGUGUGUUACUGACAAUAUAUAAAUUUUUUUUUUUUUUUUUUCAAAGGACGAGGGCCUUGUAAAAAGUGUCAACGCAAUCGUUUGACCAGUUAAUUUAAAAAUAAAAAAAAAGGGGUGACAAGAUACAGUUUUAAAUUGGGUUCGAAUUUAAAAGUAAAUUUUUUUUUUUGUAAGUUCAAAAUGUACACGUUUAUUUACUUGCUGAGCGUUGCAUUUAGCUGUCAUGUUCAUGCUCUUACUAUCGUAUCAACCCCGGAAAAAUCAGAUCUUUGUGACAGCCCAAUUUAUUGUCAUGGAGAACUAUUGAAAACUGUACAAAUGGCAGAAGUAUUUCCUGAUAGUAAAACCUUCGUUGAUCUUUAUCAGUUAAAUGAUCCGUCAGUAACUUUGGCCAACUUUGAAAAGUUUAUGUCGGCAACAGGAGGUAACCCAAAUAAAACCCAGGUAUCCACAUUCGUAGCAGCUAAUUUUCACAGUAGUAUUGACGUACUACCUUGGACACCUUCUGACUGGCAAUCAAACCCCACAAUACUUGAACGUAUCCAGGAUCAAAAAUAUCGUCAAUGGGCAUAUCAAUUAAACUUUGUAUGGUUGAAUUUAUCACGACAAAUGUCACCAGAAAUAAUAGCACGUCCUGAGAGAUAUAGUGCUAUUCCUCUUGAGAAUGGAUUUAUUGUCCCCGGUGGUAGAUUUCAAGAAACUUACUACUGGGACAGUUAUUGGGUUAUUGAAGGACUUCUAAUUUCCGGAAUGAAAGAAACAGCGAAAGGAAUUAUUUUAAAUUUUAUAUCAAUGGUAAAUAGAUUUGGCUUUAUUCCAAACGGUGGAAGGGUGUACUACUUGAUGAGAAGUCAACCUCCCCUACUUAUUCCUAUGGUUGAAAAGUAUAUAGAAGCUACUGGUGAUAUAAAAUUCCUAUCAGAUAAUCUACUAACACUUGAAAAAGAAUUCGCUUACUUUAUACGAGACAAAACGAUUGAAGUCACGAAGAAUAACAAAACUCAUAAAAUGGCACGCUAUGUAGUAAACAGUGACGGCCCACGUCCGGAAAGUUAUCGUGAGGACUUCAAGGAAGCUCAGAAUUUUGACAGUAUCGAACUUCGUAAAACUUUUUAUGAAGAUAUAAAAGCUGGUGCUGAAAGUGGUUGGGACUUUUCGUCACGUUGGUUUAUCCCCAGUGGACCAGGAGUAGGAAAUCUUUCAGAUAUUUCAACGAGAAAUAUUAUUCCAGUGGAUCUUAAUGCAUUUCUCCAACGUAAUGCACGUCUCUUGAGUCAGUUUAACCAGCUUUUAGGAAAUGAAGUGAAAGCGAGAAAAUACAGAAAUAUUGCGAUUGAUUACCAGAACGCGAUUGAUGAUAUUCUGUGGAACGAAGAGCUGGGUAUUUGGUUAGAUUAUGACAUGAAAAAUGGACGUCCAAGAAAAUUCUUCUAUCCUUCUAAUCUUACCCCUCUAUAUACUCGUAGUUUUGAUCAUAAAAAUGCAUCAACUUAUGCAAAAAAAGUUGUCGAUUACCUAAAAGCGGAAGGAAUCGAUAGUUUUAUGGGCGGUACACCAACAUCAUUAACUCAUACUGGUGAACAAUGGGAUUGGCCUAAUGCAUGGCCACCACUUCAAUCAAUUAUGGUUCAAGGACUCCGAAACCUUGGUAUUGAACCAGCACUCAGUAUGGCUAAAGAGCUUGCAAUGAGGUGGCUUAAAGCCAAUUAUCUUGGUUUUCAAGAGGGUGGAGUGAUGUAUGAAAAGUAUAGCGCCAUCGAUCCUGGGAAAUACGGCGGAGGUGGUGAAUACGAUGUGCAAGCUGGUUUUGGAUGGACGAAUGGUAUUGUAUUUGAAUUCCUUGAUACAUAUCCAGAUGCUAAGUCAUAACUUAUCGUUAUCCAGAUCCUACAAUUCUACCGAUAAAUAACUUUAAUUAUACAAGAUUUAUUUUAAUAUUUCACUGGUAUUGUUACGUCUUUAUACAAAUUGGAUGGUUACAAAGAUCGAUAAACUUUUUAGCAAAAUGAAAACAAUAAAUUUUUAUAACAAACCUAAGUAUUAUAUAAAUUUAUAUUAUUUUUGUCAACAUAAUAAUUUAAUAAAUUAUUGAAACCUAAACUAAUUAAUUAAUUAAAAUUUAUGAAAACUUAGUAUUUCAAUUAAUUCUACAAUUAACUAAUUAGUUUAUGGCUGUGUUUGGUAGCGAAAUUCCAAGAAAGAAAAAAAAGUUAAUUUAUAUUUAAUUAGUAUUUGUAACAAUUAAUAAAAGUUUAAUUUUCUUUUAUCAAUAAAAUGAAAUUCAAUUAACGUUCCGAUAAUGCUUUUUACACUUUGCAUGAUUCGCAAUCUCACUAACUUUGAAAAGUAAAGUUAUAAUAAUAAUCUUAAUUGCUUGUACUUAAUACUUGUGUUAUUUAAUAUUUAUUAUUGCAUUUGAUCAAUUUAUUAAUUGGACCUCAAUUGCUCUAGCGGAUUUUUUUAACCGUCUAAAAAAAGUUUAAUUUAUAUGUUAAAUAAAAUUAAAUUUAAAUGUAUUUUAUUUCAUUUUUAAAAAAAAAUUUUAAUACGUCAGAUUUUUAAUGCGGGAAAAUAAAAUUUAAAUUAAACCAUUAUCGAAUUGGAAUCAAUUGAUUUUGGUUUAUAAAAUUAAAUAUAAACAACUUAUGAUUGAAAAAAAAAAUCAAUAGCAUGAUUAUUUUAAAUUAAAAAAAUUUAAUUAAACUUUCUAUACACAAAUAAAAAUUUAUUUAGUUGAAGGUUUAAUUUGUACUUGUAUCAAGUUUAUUAUAAAAAUUUAUACUUUUGUUUGAACGUUAAUUUUUUGAACGUUGUUAAAAAAAAAAGAAGUUCUUUAGAUUUUAAAUUUGUAGCCGAUUUAUGAGGAGUUACACAGAAAAAAAAACGAUAUUUGGCGCAAUAAAUAUUUUGCAUUACGAAUUGAAGACAAAAUUUUCUGUGAACUAAAAAAUAUUUCUCGACUCAAGAAUUUUUUUUCGCCCCAAGAAAAUUUUUUGUCGCCUUAAUAAAAAUUUCUUGUUCAAUUUAUAAUGCAAAAAAUUUCUCGGUCAAGAAAAAAUUUUCUUGGGACGAGUUAAAUAUUUUUACACCAAGAAAUCCUUUUGUUCUGUGUACAUUUAAUUUAAGUUUGAUACAGGUUUAUUUUCAAACACAUAUAUUUUGGAUAAUGAUUUAUUCUUUAUGUAAAUAUCAGAAAAAAAAGUUCUCGACCCAAGAAACUUUCCAUAUUAUUAAAUAAAAACCAAAAUGUUCUUCA